Molecule: messenger RNA, 3009 nt
Organism: Scylla paramamosain (green mud crab)
Lineage: Eukaryota; Metazoa; Arthropoda; Malacostraca; Decapoda; Portunidae
Product: lysosomal acid glucosylceramidase-like
Exons: 12
Coding region: 155-1789 (544 amino acids)
Biological process (GO): glucosylceramide catabolic process
Molecular function (GO): glucosylceramidase activity
Source: RefSeq, a predicted model, not a curated record
UAAAAUGAAAGCAUUAAUGUGUUUUACGUGGUGCAAAACUCCCCAAUGGGUUUUGAACUUUUGUUUGAAGUGGAUCCAUCGGUGAUCACUGGAUGGCAACACAAGUGUUGAAAAGAUCAAGAAGUAUCUCAAAUCACAAGACAAGACGACAACAAUGUGGUGGAAGGAAGGGAUCUGCCUCAUUCUUUACCUCUUUUCUCAAGUCACACUUAUGUGUCAUGGCCUGAAAGGAGAAUGUCAGGGACGGGAUUAUGGCCAUGGCAGCAUUGUGUGUGUGUGUGACACCAGCCACUGCGACACCCUCCCCCAUAUCACUCCACCAAUCCUCCCUUCAGCAUUCAUCAUUUCCACCAACAAGGCUGGUCGCCGCUGGGAGGUCACCAGUGACAAUUUUAUUGAUCUCUUCAGUGACAGUACCUUCAGUGAUGUCUUAUCAGAUGGUGAGUUGGAGGAGGAGGAGGAGGAAGAAGAAGAGGUGGUGGUGGUAAAGGUGGAGCAUGGGGAGGGUUACCAGAAAAUUAUUGGGUUUGGUGGUGCAUUCACUGAUGCAGCAGGACUCAACAUCCUUUCUUUGCCCCCAGAGCUGCAGGACACUGUACUCAGGGCUUAUUAUUCCCCUGAGGGCCUGGAGUACACCAUGGGGCGAGUACCAGUGGGAGGCACUGACUUCAGCACCCACCCUUACACCUAUGAUGACUUGCCCCCUGGCCAGACUGACCCUCUUUUGACAAAGUUUGCAUUGGCUAAAGAGGAUCUGAAGGUCAAGAUACCCCUGAUCCAGAAAGCAUUGGCCAUGUCUCCAGUACCUAUCAAGCUCUUUGGGUCAGCUUGGGGUGCACCUGGCUGGAUGAAGGACUCAGGCAAAAUUGCAGGCAAAGGCAAGGUGCUACUGAAGUACUAUAAGACUUGGGCACAGUACUAUGUGAGGUUCCUACAGAACUAUGGUCAACACAAUAUAAGUUUUUGGGGACUCACUGCCCAAAAUGAGCCAACAGAUGGACUUCAAUCAUCAUUUAGUUUUAAUGCAGUUGGAUGGACCCCCAAGGAACAGGCUGAGUGGAUGGGGCGGUUCCUUGGCCCAACCCUGGAGAGUGCUGGCUUGGGUCACAUCAAACUGAUGGUGCUUGAUGACAAUCGCAUCUUUUUGCCCAAAUGGGUGGAUGAUGUGAUGAGCAAUGCUGCUGCUGCCAAGUAUGUGUCUGGUGUGGCUGUGCAUUGGUAUACAGACUGGUUCACUCCACCCUUGACCCUGGACUUAACACACAGCCGCCACCCACAGCUUUUCAUCUUGUAUUCAGAGGCUUGUACUGGUCAGUGGCCGUGGCAACCUCUCAAGGUAGUGCUGGGGUACUGGCCACGGGCUGAGAGCUAUGCAGCGAACAUCAUAGAGGGUCUAGAACACUGGUCUACUGGCUGGAUAGACUGGAACCUGGCCCUGGAUGUGAAGGGAGGACCAAACUGGGUCAAGAACAAUGUUGAUGCUCCUAUUAUUGUUAAUGCUAGUGCUGGGGAGGUGUACAAGCAGCCCAUGUACUACACCUUGGCACACUUCACCAAGCUGCUGCUUCCAGGAAGUGUGCGGGUAAAGCUUAGUUUUCCUAGUGUUAACUACACUAACAUUUUACACACAGCCUUUGUACGCCCUGACAAUGCUACUGUCGUCACCUUCCUCAACAGGGAUAAUUAUUCAGUACGCAUACGUCUCCACGACCAUCGCUUGGGGAGUCUGAGGCUGCGUAUGGAACCUCGGUCACUGGUCUCUGUCAUCUGGGGAGCUCCAAGGGAUUGAGAAGAGAGAACAUUGUAAGUGGCUUCAAGUAGGUGUGUGGCUCUUUCCUUUAUUUUCCUUUGCAUAAACUUUUGUUAAUGGUCAUAGUAAUUACCUAUAUUUUCUUUCAUACAAAUUUUAAUGGCCACAGUAAUACUGAAAUAGAUGAAACAGCUUAGCAACUUCCUCUUAAGAGCUACCUAAAGAUGAUUGUUUACUAGCUUUUGAGUUUGUCUUCUCAUGAGAUACUGCAGUUAAUAGUAUGUAUCCUGGUGGAGAUGAAAGUGCACGCUUGUAGACAAAGUAUUUUUCAGACAGUUGAAGUGACUGAUUCUUUUUUUUUUUUUUUUUUUUUUUUUUUUUAUCUGUAAAUUGUAGUGACAGAAUCAGCAUAUUUAAGUUCUGUAGGAUACCGUUUAUUUAAUCUAUUUUACAUUUCAUUUAUUUGUUUAUUUUGUUUUUACCUUGAAAAGAUAGCACUGAUGUUUUUUUCUUCCUGUUUCCUUUUUUUGAGAGGAAAGAUGAUGAGUUAUAGACUUUUGUCAUCUAGUCAGUUGUGCUCUGCUGCACUUUUUUUUUUUUUUUUUUUUUUGUGUGUGUGUGUGUGUGUGUGCUCUCCUUCAAUACAUGUAGAGUAUGUAUGUACUUUGUAUAUGUUGUACAAUGUUCAUUGCUAUCUGUAUUCUGUUUCAUUUCUUUAUUUACUGUUACUUACAAGAAUGCCAAAUUGGUUGCCUGUCAAAACAAGACAGUAUACUUAUAUUUGUUGGUGUGCUUAUGAUUUGCAUGACAAUGUUUAUGAUAGAGUGUACUGCUUUAUGAAGUAUUAUGAAUUAUAUAGGUUUAAUCAAGAAUUUGGAAGAGUAAAUAUUACUAACUAAGCAGUUAUGGUUAUUAACUUAAACAAAAUACUCGUUAGAAAAUUUAACAUUGAUGCCGUAAUUGUGUACUAUACAUGCAAAUCCUUGCAUGUACAGUACACAGUUAAGGUGCAUUGUACUAUGUCCAUCAUUGCAUCAUAGGGGAUGUGGUAAAGUCUUAAAAAUUUCAAAGAUUAGCAAUUCCUGCAAAAUACAAGGGAGCGAGACUUUUUUUUUCAGACCUUAAAAUCAAAUAUUUGUAUUUUAUAUCUCAAAUAGGUUAUAAUACUUAGAUGAGGUAACAGAGAGACCACAAGAAUAUUUUGUGAUACUUGUACUGUGCCUUAAGUAAGGCUUUUAGUUAUUAAAACAGUUUUUAUA